AUGAUGUAAACCUUUCUCUCUCCCCUCCCCUCCACAGAACCUUCCCUAUUGUGUUAGAGCAUGGUAGCUAUCUCUUUCUCCGCAGGGCGUGAUACCUGCCCCGAAACUCUACCACUUACAUAUUCCAUGAACCUCUUCCAUCUAUCUCCUCCACAGGGUGGGUUACCUGCCCUUGAACUCUCUUCUCUUCCCUGAUGUUGUUUCAAACCUCUUCCCUACAGGAUUUUAACAUAUUUGAUCCAUCUCCACACGGUGGGUUACCUGCCCCAAAACUACCACUCAUCAUAUUCCCUGUGGUAUAUUUAUGGUGUAUAUGGUAUAUUAAAAACCGGGUCGUUCGAGCCCUGGAUGCUGAUUGGCUGAAAGCUGUGGUAUAUCAGACAAUAUACCAUGGGGAUAAAGCAAAAUAUAUUGUUUACUGUUCUAAUUAUGUUGGUAACCAGUUUAAAAUGGCAAUAAGGCACCUCAGGGGUUUGUGGUAUAUGGCCAAUAUACUGUACCACGGCUAAGGGCGCUAUCCAGGCACUCCACGUUUUGUCGUGCUUAAGAACAGCCCUUAGCCGUGGUAUUUUUUUUAAUUUAUUUUUUUUAUUUCACCUUUAUUUAACCAGGUAAGCCAGUUGAGAACAGGUUCUCAUUUACCACUGCGACCUGGCCAAGAUAAAGCAAAGUAGUGCAAUAAAAACAACACAGAGUUACAUAUGGGGUAAAAAACAUAAAGUCAGAAAUACAACAGAAAAUAUAUAUACAGUGUGUGCAAAUGUAGCAAGUUAUGGAGGUAAGGCAAUAAAUAGGCUAUAGUGCAGAAUAAUUACAAUAGUAUUAACACUGGAAUGCUAGAUGUGCAAGAGAUUAUGUGCAAAUAGAGAUACUGGGGUACAAAAGAGCAAAAUAAAUAACAAUAUAGGGAUGAGGUAGUUGGGUGGGCUAAUUUCAGAUGGGCUGUGUACAGGUGCAGUGAUCGGUAAGGUGCUCUGACAACUGAUGCUUAAAGUUAUUGAGGGAGAUAAGAGUCUCCAGCUUCAGAGAUUUUUGCAAUUCGUUCCAGUCAUUGGCAGCAGAGAACUGGAAGGAAUGGCGGCCAAAGGAGGUGUUGGCUUUGGGAAUGACCAGUGAGAUAUACCUGCUGGAGCACAGACUACGGGUGGGUGCUGCUAUGGUGACCAAUGAGCUAAGAUAAGGCGGGAUUUGCCUAGCAGUGAUUUAUAGAUGGCCUGGAGCCAGUGGGUUUGACGACGAACAUGUAGUGAGGACCAGCCAACAAGAGCGUACAGGUCAGAGUGGUGGGUAGUGUAUGGGGCUUUGGAGACAAAACGGAUGGCACUGUGAUAGACUACAUCCAAUUUGCUGAGUAGAGUGUUGGAGGCUAUUUUGUAAAUGACAUCGCCGAAGUCAAGGAUCGGUAGGAUAGUCAGUUUUACGAGGGCAUGUUUGGCAGCAUGAGUGAAGGAGGCUUUAUUGCGAAAUAGGAAGCCGAUUCUAGAUUUAACUUUGGAUUGGAGAUUCUUUAUGUGAGUCUGGAAGUUGAGUUUACAGUCUAACCAGACACCUAGGUAUUUGUAGUUGUCCACAUACUCUAGGUCAGACCCGUCGAGAGUGGUGAUUCUAGUCGGGUGGGCGGGUGCCAGCAGCGUUCGAUUGAAAAGCAUGCAUUUAGUUUUACUAGUGUUUAAGAGCAGUUGGAGGCUACUGAAGGAUUGUUGUAUGGCAUUGAAGCUCGUUUGGAGGUUUGUUAACACAGUGUCCAAUGAAGGGCCAGAUGUAUACAAAAUGGUGUCGUCUGCGUAGAGGUGGAUCUGAGAGUCACCAGCAGCAAGAGCGACAUCAUUGAUAUACACAGAGAAAAGUGUCGGCCCAAGAAUUGAACCCUGUGGCACCCCCAUAGAGACUGCCAUAGGUCCAGACAACAGGCCCUCCGAUUUGACACACUGAACUCUAUCUGAGAAGUAGUUGGUGAACCAGGCGAGGCAGUCAUUUGAGAAACCAAGGCUAUUUAAUCUGCCAAUAAGAAUGCGGUGGUUGACAGAGUCGAAAGCCUUGGCCAGGUCGAUGAAGACGGCUGCACAGUACUGUCUAUUAUCAAUCGCGGUUAUAAUAUCGUUUAGGACCUUGAGCGUGGCUGAAGUGCACCCGUGACCAGCUCGGAAACCGGAUUGCAUAGCGGAGAAGGUACGGUGGUAUUCGAAAUGGUUGAUGAUCUGUUUGUUAACUUGGCUUUCGAAUACUUUCGAAAGGCAGGGCAGGAUGGAUAUAGGUCUGUAGCAGUUUGGAUCUAGAGUGUCACCCCCUUUGAAGAGGGGGAUGACCGCGGCAGCUUUCCAAUCUCUGGGGAUCUCAGACGUUAUGAAAGAGAGGUUGAACAGACUAGUAAUAGGGGUUGCGACAAUUUCGGCGGCUAGUUUUAGAAAGAAAGGGUCCAGAUUGUCUAGCCCAGCUGAUUUGUAGGGGUCCAGAUUUUGCAGCGCUUUCAAAACAUCAGCUGUCUGAAUUUGUGUGAAGGAGAAGCGGGGGGGGCAUGGGCAAGUUGCAGCAGAGGGUGCAGAGUUGGUGGCCGGGUUAGUGGUAGCCAGAUGGAAAGCAUGGCCAGCUGUAGCAAAAUGCUUGUUGAAAUUCUCGAUUAUUGUAGAUUUAUCGGUGGUGAUAGUGUUUCCUAGCCUCAGUGCAGUGGGCAGCUGGGAGGAAGUGCUCUUAUUCUCCAUGGACUUUACAGUGUCCCAAAACUUUUUGGAGUUAGUGCUACAGGAUGCAAAUUUCUGUUUGAAAAAGUUAGCCUUUGCUUUCCUGACUGCUUGUGUAUAUUGGUUCCUAACUUCCCUGAAAAGUUGCAUAUCGCGGGGGCUAUUUGAUGCUAAUGCUGUACGCCACAGGAUGUUUUUGUGCUGGUCAAGGGCAGUCAAGUCUGAGGAGAACCAGGGCAGAAGCUGGUAUAUUGGCCAUUUACCACAUCCCCUCGGGCCUUAUUGCUUAAUUAACAUACUCUCUCCCCUCUCCUCCCCAGAACUGGCUACCUACCGCCAGAACUACCACUUCUCCUAUUCACUAUGGUAUAUUAAUGUGUUGAAUCUCUCUCCUCCCCAGGGCUGGCUACCUACCCCAGAAUGUGCCCCUCCAGAUAAUCUGCUACCUACCCCAGGAGAGAGAGUUCCUCCCCUGGCACGCUGCCAGCCGCUCCCUCUACCAGCUGGACAAGCUGCUCGACCGCACAGAGGACUACAGCCUCUUCAGUGUAUGUUUUAACCUCUGACCUCUAACCCUGACCUUGACCCUAAUCAAGCUGCUGGACCGCACAGAGGACUACAGCCUCUUCAGUGUACGUUUUAACCUCUGACCUCUAACCCUGACCCUGACCCUAAUCAAGCUGCUCGACCGCACAGAGGACUACAGCCACUUCAGUGUAGUUUAUAACCUCUGACCUCUAACCCUGACCCUGACCCUAACCAAGCUGCUAGACUGCACAGAGGACUACAGCCACUUCAGUGUAGUUUAUAACCUCUGACCUUUAACCCUAAUCCUAACCCUGACCAUAACCCUCCACCUACAGCCUGUUUGGUACAGCUGGUGACCUCUCAGACCCUCUCUAACGACCCCCAGCACCUUACUGUGGAUAAGGGUUCAGGAGCUUCUGCCCAGCACUAACCUUAUGAACUAGUACACCCACUGAACACCAGCACAGGUCUGGAGGUCUUGAUGUACGGGUUUUAAUGACUUUUAAAUUGUUUGUUGGUCGUGUUUAAGUGAAACCAUAAUGAGGUUUGUUAUCUAUCAAAGACAGUGCAGUCCAGUCCAUUUGUCAGUGUGAAAAUUCACACAGUUCUACUAGGCUUUAUCAUCAGUGGGUGCUCUGUCUCACUUUCCAGGGUGUCAGUGAGGGAGGGAGAGUGUCAGAGCGGGAAGGAGAGUGUCAGAGCGGGAGGGAGAGUGUUAGAAAGGGAGGGAGAGUGUCAGGGAGGGAGGAGGAGUGUCAGGGAGGGAGGGAGAGUGUCAGGGAGGGAGGGAGAGUGUCAGGGAGGGGAGGAAGAGUGUCAGGGAGGGAGGGAGAGUGUUAGAAAGGGAGGGAGGGUGUCAGGGAGGGAGGGAGAGUGCCAGAGAGGGAGGGAGAGUGUCAGGGAGGGAGGAGGUGUGUCAGGGAGGGAGGGAGAGUGUUAGAAAGGGAGGGAGAGUGUCAGGGAGGGAGGGAGAGUGUCAGGGAGGGAGGGAGAGUGGUAGCAAGGGAGGGAGAGUCUCAGGGAGUUAGGGAGAGUGUCAGGGUGGGAGGGAGAGUGUCAGGGAGGGGAGGGAGGGAGAGUGGUAGCAAGGGAGGGAGAGUCUCAGGGAGUUAGGGAGAGUGUCAGGGUGGGAGGGAGAGUGUCAGGGAGGGAGGGAGAGUGUCAGGGAGGGAGGGAAGAGUGUCAGGGAGGGGAGGGAGGAGAGUGUCAGGGAGGGAGGGAGAGUGUCAGGGAGGGAGGAGAGUGUCAGGGGGGAGGGAGAGUGUCAGGGGGGAGGAGGGAGUGUCAGGGAGGGAGGAGAGUGUCAGGGGGAGGAGAGUGUCAGAGGGGGGGAGGAGAGUGUCAGGGAGGGAGGGAGAGUGUCAGAGAGGGAGGGAGAGUGUCAGAGAGGGAGGGAGAGUGUCAGAGGAGGAGGGAGAGUGUCAGAGGGAGGGAGAGGAGAAGAGUGUCAGAGAGGGAGGAAGAUUUCAGAGAGGAGGGGAGAGUGUCGAGAGGGAGGGAGAUGUCAGAGAGGAGGGAGAGUGUCAGGGAGAGGAGGGAGGGUCAGGGUGGGAGGGAGAGUGUCAGAGAGGGGGGAGGAGAGUGUCAGGGAGGGAGGGAGAGUGUCAGGAGGGGGGAGAGUGUCAGAGAGGGAGGAAGAUUGUCAGAGAGGGAGGACGAUUGUCAGGGAGGGAGAGUGUCAGGAGGGGAGGGGGGGGAGUGGUAGGGAGGGAGGGAGAGUGUCAGGAGGGAGGACGAUUUGUCAGGGGGGAGGAGUGGUUAGGGAGGGAGGAAGAGUUUUCAGGGAGGGAGGGAGAGUGUCAGGGAGGAGAGUGUCAGAGGGGGAGAAGUUUUUUGUCAGGGAGGGAGUGUCAGGAGGAAGGGAGAUUGUCAGGGAGGGAGAAGAGUGUCAGGGGAGGGAGGAGAGUUGUCAGGGGGGAGGAAGAGGUGUCAGGGGGGGGGAAGAGUGUCAGAGAGGGAGGAAGAGGGGUCAGGGAGGGGGGGGGGAAUUUGUCGAGAGGGAGGAAGUUGUCAGAGAGGAGGAAGAUUGUCAGGGGGAGAGUGUUCAGGGAGGAGGAAAGGGUGUCAGGGAGGGAAGAGUUCAGGGAGGGAGAAGAUUGUCAAGAGGAGGAAGAUGUCGGGAGGGAGGAAGUUUGUCAGGGGAGGGAAGUGUCAGGGAGGGGGGGAGAGUUCAGGGAGGGGGAGGGAGAGUGCAGGAGAGGGGAGGGAGAGUGUCAGGGAGGGGGGGAGAGUGUCAGAGAGGGAGGGAGAGUUUCAGGGAGGGAUGGAGAGUGUCAGAGAGGGAGGGAGAGUUUCAGGGAGGGGGGGAGAGUGUCAGAGAGGGAGGGAGAGUGUCAGGGCUGUUGGUGGCCCACUCCUCUGGGACCGGUGUUCAUUUGUUCAUUUGUCUGUCCAAGCAGAUGUUGUAGAGAAUAAUGGAGGACAGAUUAUUCAUGGCCUGGCCUUCUGGCAUUCUCUAAACAGACCACCAGGUGCCUCUGCCGGGUCCAGAGAGAGAGCGCACGCACGCACGCACACACACACACACACACACACACACACACACACACACACACACACACACACACACACACACACACACACACCAGUCUGAGGAGGAGUGUUUAGUACUUAGCUGUGUGGUAUUAACCCUCAGUGUUGGCAGUGAAUGGUUCUAUACACAGAUACAGUUUGCAUUCCAAAUGGCACCCUAUUCCCUAUAUAGUGCACUACUUUUGACCAGAGUCAUAGUGGGUAGUAGUGCACGGUAAAGGGAAUAGGGUGCCAUUUGGGACACAAACCCCAGAAAGGUGAUUUACAUGGAGAACAACAGAAAAAUGAACGCUGUUACCUCCCACUAGGAUGAGGAAGGAAGAUAGUCCUCUUCAUUUAGUAGGACAGCUGUGUGUGUGUGUGUGUGUGUGUGUGUGUGUAUGUGUGUGUGUGUGUGGGUGUGUAUGUGUGUGUGUGUGUGGUGUGUGUGUGUGUGUGUGUGUGUGUGUGUGUGUGUGUGGGUGUGUGUGUGUGUGUGUGUGUGUGUGGUGUGUGUGUGUGUAUGUGUGUGUGUGUGUCUAUGUGUGUGUGUGUGUGUGGUGUGUUGUGUUGGUGUGUGUAUGUGGUGUGUGUGUGGUAGGUGUGUGUGUGUGUGUGUGUGUGUGUGUGUAUGUGUGUGUUGUGUAUGUGUGUGUGUGGUGUGUGUGUGGUGUGUGUGUGUGUGGUGUGUGUGUGUGUGUGGUGUGUGGUGUGUGUGUGUGUGUGUGUGUGUGUGUGUGUGUGUGUGUUGUGUGUGUAUGUGUGUGUGUGUGUGUUUGUGUGUGUGUGUGUGUGUGUGUUGUGUCUGUGUGUGUGUGUGUGUGUGUGUGUCUGUGUGUGUGUGUGUGUGUCUGUGUGGUGUGUGUGUGUGUUGUGUGUGUGUGUGUGUGUGUGUGUGUCUGUAUGUGUGUGGUGUGUGUGUGUGUGUGUCUGGUGUGUGUUGUGUGUGUGUGUGUGUGGUGUGUGUGUGUGUGUGUGUGUGUGUGUGUGUGUUUUGAAGUCCGCUACACCCUUAGUGUGGCAGCCAGGCUGGGCCCUAAUGUAAAUAAUGAUCUGCUUUCAAUAAGGGACCAUGAAUGAGAGACGCUACGCCUAAAUUAGCCUUGGCAUCACCCGCUGUGUGGUUCGGAGAGGCAACACAUUUACAACAUGCGUCCCAAAUGGCUUCCCCAUUCAGUUUAUAAUGCACUUCUGUUGGCCAGGGCCCAUAAGGUUCUGGUCAAAAGUAUUGUACUUUCCCAGGGAAUACAGUAGGGUGUCAUUUAGGAAACAUCCAUCAUCCUAUACAGCGCCUGGCCGUUUGAUGGUUGUUCUGCCCUCCCCCUGUUUCAUUACAAGGUGGCCAUCCUGGCCGUUUGAUGGUUGUUCUGCCCUCCCCCUGUUUCAUUACAAGGUGGCCAUCCUGGCCGUUUGAUGGUUGUUCUGCCCUCCCCCUGUUUUAUUUAAAAGGGGGCCAUCCUGGCCGUUUGUGGUUGUUCUGCCCUCCCCCUGUUUUUACAAGGUGGCCAAACUGGCCCUUUGUGGUUGUUCUGCCUCCCCUGGUUUUAUUAAAGGUGGCCCCUCCUGGCCGUUUGAUGGUGUUUGCCCUCCCCGUUUUUCAUUUUUUUUUUUUUUCCCCUGGCCGGGUUUUAUGGUUGUUUGCCCUUUCCCCCCUUUCAUACAAGGGGGCCAAACCCCCCCCCCCCCUUCCCUUUGGUUUUUUUUAUUUUGGGUUUUUUGCCCUCCCCCCGUUUUUAUUACAAAGGGGGGCCCUCCUGGCCCUUUGAUGGUUUUGGUUUUGCCCUCCCCCUUUUUUCAUUACAAGGGGGGCCCUUUCCCGGCCGUUUGAUUGGUUUUUCUGCCCCCCCGUUUUAUUUCCCAAAGGGGGCCAUCCCGGCCCCUUUGAUGGUUUUUUUGCCUCCCCCCGUUUCAAAUUUCAAGGUAGAUCAGUUGGAGGGCAACCCGGGCGUUGUCCUUUUAUAAUAAGAGUCAGCCUUUUUAUAAUGAAAUAUCAAAAACCCCAGGAAAAAAAAUGACACUGUUUUGGGCCCGAGUCCUGUUUUGGGGGAUUUCCGUGAUUUUCCAAAAUUUCCCCUGCCCCUUAAAAUAUUUUUAAAAAAUGUGUGCAAAUUUUCCCCCAAAUACUGUCUUUUUUUUUGUUUGGGUUUACUAAUAACAUCUAUCUGCUGUUUUUGUGUUGCUUCCUACUUUCUCCCCAACAGGACUACGUGCUGAAGAAGUGGCCCCCAAAGUAACCCCAAAAUGGGGUGGGGCCCUUUGGGGGCUCCAGAAAGGGUCCAUUUUGCAGGCCCCCCAGAUGAGUAUGGGAAGCAUUUCCGUCACCUUUUCACACCAAAAAAAAUGGGUUUGGGGGGGGGUGUUGUCGGGAUUUCAGGCACCUCUCACACAACGAGUGGCUGGGUUGGGAUGUUGUCGCAUACAUCCCUCUACAAAAGAUGGCCCGGGGGUUUGGGGUGUUGUGAUAAAAGUCCCCUUUAAAACCCCAAAGAGUGGCUUGGGGUUUUUUGGGGUGUUUUUCGAUACAGUCCCUCUACACAACGGUGGCUGGGUUGGGGGGUUUUUGCGGGAUACAGUACCUCCCCCCCCAAAAGAGGGCUGGGUUGGGAUUGUGAUUUCAGGGACCUCUCACCCCAAGGGGUGGCUGGGUUGGGGGGUUGUUGUAUAACAGCAACCCCUCACACAAGAGGGCUGGGGUUUGGGGUGUUUUCGUUUCCAAAAACCCCACCCCAAAAGAGUGGUGGGUUUUUGGGGGUUUUUCGUUUUACCCGUCACCUCCACACAACGAGUGGGUGGGUUGGGGGGGUUGUGUUACAGUCACCUCCACAAAAGAGGGGGGUGGGUUGGGAUGUUGCGGGAACGUCACCUCUCACACAACAGUGGCUGGGGGGGGAUGUUGUCGGCUACAGUCAAACCCUCACACAAGAAAUGGCGGGGUUGGGAUUUUUGUCGUAUUUCAGUACCCUCCAAAAAAGAGGGGGGGCUGGGUGGGGGUUGGGCUAUACAGAUCCCAAAAAAGAGUGGCUGGGUUGGGGGUUUUUUUGCAUACAGGACCUCUCACACAAAAGAGUGGUGGGUUUUGGGGGGUUUGCUACAGUCACCUCUCACACAAAAGAGGGUGGGUUGGGAUGUUUGGGCGUUUACAGUAAACCUUUUCACACAAAAAAGGGGGGUGGGGUUUGGGUUGGGUGGGUUUUGUCUUUCAGCACCUCUUUACACCCAAAGAGUGGCUGGGUUGGGUGGGUUUUCCCCUAUUACAGUUUAACCCCCACACAAAAGAGUGGGGGGUUGGGAUGUUUUCGAACAUCACCUCCCACACAAAAGAAAUGGGGGGUUUUUGGGUGUUGUGUUUUAAAAGUACCCUCAAACAACGAGUGGCCCGGGGGGUUUGGGGUGUUUGUGGAUUUUCAGUCACCUCUCACACAAAGAGGGUGGGUUGGGGGUUUUUGUCGUCUAAGUCACCUUUAAAAACGAGUGGGGUGGGGUUUGGGGUGGGUUUUUUCGGAACAGUUUAACCCUCACACAACGAAGGGGGGGGGGGUUGGGAGUUUUUGUAUACAGUUUACCUCUCAAAACAACGGUGGCCCGGGUUGGGGGUGUUGUGUAUACGGCCCUCUCACAAAAGGUGGCCCUGGGUUGGGAUGUUGUGUAUACAGCACCUCUCACAAAAGAGUGGUGGGUUGGGUGUUUUCGCAUUUUCAGUCACCUCUCACCCAAAAAGAGUGGGGUGGGUUGGGAUGUUGUCGGUAAAGUAAACCCCCAAAACAACCGGGGGGGCUUUGGGGUUGGGGUGUUGUCGUAUACAAAUCACCUCUCACCCCAGCGAGUGGCCCGGGUUGGGGGAAUUUUUUUCUUAUACGGAACCCCUUCCCCACAAAAGAGUGGCGGGUUUGGGGUGUUUUUCGUUUUUCAGGCCCCCUCUAAAACAAAAGAGUGGCCCCGGGUUGGGAUGUUGUCGUUUUCAGUCCCUUCACACAAAGAGUGGUUUGGGUUGGGGGGUUUUUUGUAUACAGUUUACCUUUUCCCAAAAAAAAGGGGGGCGGGGGGGGGAUGUUUCGUUUUUUAAGUCACCUCUCAACCCAAAGAGGGCGGGGUUUGGGGUGUUGUCGUAUUAAAAGUCACCUUCACACAACGGGGGGUGGGGUUGGGAGUUGGGCGUAUAACCCUAACCCCUAAAAAACGAGUGGCUUUUGGGUUGGGGGGGUGUUUUCGAUACAGUCCCCCUCACACAACGAGUGGCUGGGUUGGGAUGUUGUCGAUUUCAGUCCCCCUCUCCACAAAAGAGUGGCUGGGUUGGAUGUUGUCGUUACAGUAAACCCCUCACAAAACGAGGGCUGGGGUUGGGGUGUUUGUCGUAACGGGCAAACCCCCACACAAGAGUGGGUGGGUUGGGAUGUCGUGGGUACCCGUCACCUUUACACAAAGAGUGGUGGGUUGGGGGGUCGUCUAUAAAGGCAACCCCUCACAAAACAGGGGCUGGGGGGGUUUAAUGUGUGUAUAACAGUACCCCAAAAAAACGGGGGCUGGGUUGGGAUGUCGUCGUAUACAGUCACCUCUCACACAACGAGUGGCUGGGUUGGGAUGUCGUCGUAUACCCGGGCACCCCUACACCCGAGUGGGGGGUGGGAUUCGUCGUAACAGUUAAACCCCCAAAACCCCGGGGGGGGGGGGGGGAAAGUGUCGUAUUAAAAGUCACCUUUUCACACAACGAGGGGGGUUUUGGGGUUGGGGUGUCGGUUUUAAAAGUCAACCCCUCACCAACGGGGUGGGUUUGGGGGGGCGUCCCUAUAAGUCCCCCUCUAAAACAACGGUGGCUGGGUUGGGAUGCGCGUUUUACAGUCCCUCUCCCCACAACGAGUGGCUGGGUUUGGGGUGUCGUGUUACCGUCACCCCUAAAACAAAAGAGUGGGGGUUUGGGGGUCGUCGGAUACAAGUCACCCUCACACACCGAAAUGGUGGGGGGUUUGGGAUGUCGGGGAUCAGUCACCCCUAACCCCAAAGAGUGGGGGUGGGGUCGUCGUAUUUCAUUUAACCCCCACACAAAAGGAAAGGGGGGGGUUGGGAUGUCGUCGUAUUUCAGUAACCCCUCACAAAAAGAGUGGGGGGUUUGGGGGGAUGGGGGGUGGGGGGGAAAAAGUCACCUCUCCCCCACACAACGAGUGGCUGGGUUGGGAUGUCGUCGUAUACAGUCACCUCUCACACAACGAGUGGCUGGGUUGGGAUGUUGUCGUAUACAGUCACCUCUCACACAACGAAAUGGCGGGUUUUGGGGUUCGUUGUAAAACAGUCACUUUCAAAACAACGGUGGGGGUUGGGAUGUCGUCGUAUACAGUCACCUCUCACACAAGGGGGCUGGGUUUGGGAUGUGGUAUACAGUCCCCCUCACCCCAAGAGUGGCUGGGUUGGGCUGUGUCGAUACCGUCACCUCUCACACAAGGUGGCUGGGGGGGUGUUUAAGGGGUUCCUUUCCCCUUUUCCCCAACAUGGCUGGGGGUUUUCUAUUUAAAUCCCUCCCCCCCCAAAACCCCCCCCCUUAUUUUCUUUUACAGUUUUUCCCCUUUUCCCCCCCACCAAACCGAGUUGGGGUGGGUGGGCGGGGGGGGAGCGGCAAAAAGCCACAAAAAAGAGGGGCGGGGGGGGGGGUGUUGGUUUUAAAAGGCACCCUCAAAAAACGAGGGCGGGGGGGGAGGGUGGGAGGACAGGCACCACAAAAACCCCAGGGCGGGGUUUUGGGGGCGGAACAGGCCCCGGUCCCCCCCGGGGUGGGGGGGGGGAAGGCGGACGGCCCGGGGUCCCCAAAAGGCCGGAAAAAAGGGGGCCGGCCCCGGGGGGGGGCAGGAAAGGGGAGGAAGGAAAACCCCCAAAGGGAAAGGGGAACCCGGGGGGAAGGGGAAGGAAGGAAAGGGAAAGGGAAAGGGAAAGGGGGAAGGAGGGAAGGAAGGAGGAAGGAAGGGGGGGAAGGAGAGGAAGGAAGGAAGGAGGAAGCGAAGGAAGGAAGGAAGGAAGGAAGGAAGGAAGGAAGGGAAGGAAGGAAGGAGGAAGAGAAGGAGAAGGAAGGAAGGAAGGAAGGAAGGAAGGAAGGAAGAAAAGAGAAGAAGAAGAACAAGGAAGGAAGGAAGGGAAGGAAGGAAGGAAAGGAAGGAAGGAAGGAAGGAAGGGAAGGAAGAAGAAGGAAGGAAGGAAGGAAGGAAGGAAGGAAGGAAGGAAGGAAGGAAGGAAGGAAGAGGAAGGAAAAGAAAGACAAGAACCAGAAAGAAGAAAGAAAGACAGAACGACAAUGAAGGACCUUCCACGACUUCAUUCCUUCCUUCCUGUCCUUCCUUCCUUCCUUCCUUCCUUCCUUCCUCCCUUCCUUCCUUGCUCCUUCCCUCCCUCCCUCCCUCCCUCUUUCUCAUCGACAGAGAGCUGCAGAGAGAGGUGAUCAUGCUGGCAUGUAGUUUCGGGAACAAGCACUGUCACCGCCAAGCCGUGUCACUCAUCUCUGAUUGGAUCUCCAGCAACAAGAACAGGUGCAGUAGAUCCUAAAUGGAACCCUGUGGUUCUGGCUUAAAGUAGGUCCCUACUGCAUAGGGAGUAGGGUUCAGAUUGGUCCGGAGAGACAGAGAGCAGGCCUCAUGCUGGACCCACAGUGGACCACAUGUUGGCCUUAUAUAUACUGUACUUGGUAGGAAGACACUGGUCUGAAAGCUCCUUAUCUUUAGGGAGAUUUCCACCUACUGUGUGGACCACGAGGGAACACAAUGUUUAGUCUAGUUUAAAGGUCAUUUUCUUGUUAGAGAGAAGUCACUAAACGCCACUGGAUGAGAUAGUGGAAGCUUACAUGUAUUAUCCUCCCCUAUUUCCAACAAGACACCUCUCCUCUUCAGAUGGCUCCAGGCAGCCCUCCUCCUCUCGUCCUCUAAAAGAAGCUUACAGUCGGAGUCACUUUCAUAGCUCCUUUUUACAGAGCAGAAUCUCACAUUGUUGAAUCCCAGUGGGCAUGACAUGUAUUUGAGUCCUGAUCAAUAGGGCACGUUGGACAACCUUGACAAUAUCGAAUGUUUCAAAUGCCAAAUGUCCAUGGAAACAGAAUCUAUCCCUUGUCUAAUCCCUCCACCUUUUGCUCUCGGCAACACAAACAACAAAAUCCACAAUCCACAACAAUGGCUCCCACCUCUACAUGGACAUGGGGAUGACAAUAAUCUCUUCAUCUCCGCUAUGAGGCAAAGACCCCUCAUUCUUCCCUACAUGCCCUCUCUCCCUUCAGGAAGACUGUCUAAUGAUCCAGGGUCUGACUGGCUCUCUGUCUCCCUUCAGGAAGACUGUCUAAUGAUCCAGGGUCUAAUUGGCUCUCUGUGUCUCCCUUCAGGAAGACUGUCUAAUGAUCCAGGGUCUGAUUGGCUUUCCGUUUUUCCCUUCAGGAAGACUGUCUAAUGAUCCAGGGUCUGAUUGGCUCUCCGUUUUUCCCUUCAGGAAGACUGUCUAAUGAUCCAGGAUCUGAUUGGCUCUCUGUCUCCCUUCAGGAAGACUGUCUAAUGAUCCAGGGUCUGAUUGGCUCUCCGUUUUUCCCUUCAGGAAGACUGUCUAAUGAUCCAGGGUCUGAUUGGCUCUCUGUUUUUCCCUUCAGGAAGACUGUCUAAUGAAUAGAGGAGACUAGAGGACAAUAUAUGGUCCCUUGUAGCUCAGUUGGUAGAGCAUGGUGCUUGCAACGCCAGGGUUGUGGGUUCGAUUCCCAAGGGGGACCAGUAUGAAAGAAAAUGUAUGCACUCACUAACUGUAAGUCGCUCUGGAUAAGAGUGUCUGCUAAAAUGAAAAAACAAACAAAAUAUGACAAUAGAGGAGACUAGAGGAGAAUAAUAAUCCUGUCUGUUUUAGUACUGUUUGGAUCAGGGUUGAUCCUGGCUCUUUUAGUACUGUUUGGAUCAGGGUUGAUCCUGGCUGUUUUAGUACUGUUUGGAUCAGGGUUGAUCCUGGCUGUUUUAGUGCUCUAUGGAUCAGGGUUGAUCCUGACAGUGGAAGGGGAGGGGAGGAACAUCCUACUCAAGGAUGAAACAGUGUGAAACUAUCCUAAAUAUAUUCACGUCACCAAAUAACUGAUUAAAACACACUGUUUUGCAAUGAAGGUCUACAGUAGCCUCAACAGCACUCUGUAGGGUAUCAUCAUGGUGUAGCCAGAGGACAGCUAGCUUUUGUCCUCCUCUUGGUACCUUGACUUCAAUACAAAACCUAGGAGGCUCAUGGUUCUCACCCCCUUCCAUAGACUUGCACAGUAAUUAUGAGAACUUCCGGAGGACGUCCUCCAACCUAUCAGAGCUCUAACAGCAUGAACUGACAUGUUAUCCACCCAAUCAAAGGAUCAGAGAAUUAAUCUAGAACUGAAAGCAUAAUCUACAGCUAGCUAGCACUGCAGUGCAUAAAAUGUGGUGAGUAAUUGACUCAAAGAGAGAGAAAGACAAUAGUUAAACAGUUUUUAACUAAUUUGUUUCUUCAAAAAUGAAGGAGAAGCAGCAGAGAAAGAAAGAGAGAGAGAGAGCUAGCUAUAUUUUGUUGUAUUUUUAAAACUUUCUCUUACUUAGCUAGCUAAUGCAGUUAGCUAAUUUAGCCUACUCAAACAACCGGCUCAAACAGAGAGGAAUGCUAAUUAUGUAAGCUAGCUGGCUAAUACUAUAGCUGGUUCUUAGUAGUCUCUCCCUCAGGAGUGGAGCACCGUGGUUUCACCUCAGAGUCCCUCAGGAGUGGAGCACCGUGGUUUCACCUCAGAGUCCUUGACAUGCUCUCUAGAUCUUAACCUACCCCUUUAAUCUGACUUGGCCCACACAGACUAAUACAGAAUGAACUAAGAUGGGACAUAAUGAAGGUAAUGUAUCUGCGUCUGUCCAUUGAUUUCAGCAGUACUGCACUACACACUGUACAUGUAUACUGUACGCAUGUCAGUGAGUUGAAAACACAAUAUAUUCUAUUCUUUGGUGAGAUGGACCAUGGGGCGGCAGGUAGCCUAGUGCUUAAGAGCGUUGGGCCAGUAACCGAAAGGUCACUGGUUUGAAUCCCUGAGCUGACUGGGUUGAAAAUCUGUCGAUGUGCCCUUGAGCAAGGCACUUCAUCCUAAUUGCUCCUGUAAGUCGCUCUGGAUAAGAGUUUCUGCUAAAUGUCUAAAACGGUUUAAAAAAAACAACACACACACAUAUAUAUAUAUAUAUAUACAGUAUGGACUAUACAGUAAAAACCCAUACUGCUUGCUUUAUAGUACCACUAUAAGGGUUAUUGCCAAGCCUGUCUCAGUGUCUAGGAGAAUUGGCCUGUGUUGACUUCUAACAUGGCGGUAAUAGGUUGGAACCAGACUACUUUUAUCUAUCUAUAGGCCCCUUAGCCUCUAAUACAGUACUUUAAAGCUCCAUGCUACAUCCUAAAUAGCACCUUAUUCCCUUUAUAGUGCACUACGUUUGACCAGGGCUCAUAGAGGAAUAGGGUGCCAUUUGGUAUGCAGUAAAACCCCACUGCCCUCGCCACAUGGCUUUAUGAUCAAGGUGGUAAUGUGUAACGGCUGAGCUCAGCAGCGUUAAUGUGGAACGCUCAUUCCUGGUGUGACCCAGCUCUUCCUGUAUCAUCCUUACACUAUCUCCAUCUUUAAAGAGGAGAGAAAGAGAGAGAGAGAGAGAGAAAGAGGGAGAGAGAAAGAGAGAGAGAGAGUGAGAAAGAAAGAGAGACAGACAGACAGACAGACAGACAGAGAGAGAGAGAUACACAGAGUGAGAGAGACAGACAGAAUUCUGCUAAAAUAUCCUCUGUGUACAACGUAAAACACCAAAUAAUGCAUGCAGAGCAUAAUUAGGCCAGUACCCGCUAAUUAUUAAAAUCCUGAAAAGAGCCGUUAAAUUCUACGACGACCUAAAAGGAAGCUAUUCCCAAACCUUCCAUAACAAAGCCAUCACCUACAGAGAGAUGAACUUGGAGAAGAGUCUCCUAAGCAAGCUGGUCCUGGGGCUCUGUUCACAAACACAAACAGACCCCACAGAACCCCAGGAUACCUGACCACUGUGACUGACCCAAAUUUAAGGAAAGCUUUGACUAUGUACAGACUCAGUGACCAUAGCCUUGCUAUUGAGAAAGGCCGCCGUAGGCAGACCUGGCUCUCAAGAGAAGACAGGCUAUGUGCACACUGCCCACUAAAUGAGGUGGAAACUGAGCUGCACUUCCUAACCUCCUGCCAAAUGUAUGACCAUAUUAGAGACACAUAUUUCCCUCAGAUUACACAGACCCACAAAGAAUUCCAAAACAAACCCAAUUUUGAUAAACUCCCAUAUCUAUUGGGUGAAAUAACACAGUGUGCCAUCAUAGCCGAAAGAUUUGUGACCUGUUGCCACAAGAAAAGGGCAACCAGUGAAGAACAAACACCAUUGUAAAUACAACCCAUAUUUAUGUUUAUUUAUUUCCCAUUUUUUACUUUAACUAUUUGCACAUCAUUACAACACUGUAUAUAGACAUAAUAUGACAUUUGAAAUGUCUUUAUUCUUUUGGAACUUCUGAGUGUAAUGUUUACUGUUAAUUUUUAUUGUUUAUUUCACUUUUGUUUAAUAUCUACUUCACUUGCUUUGGCAAUGUCAACACACGUUUCCCAUGCCAAUAAAGCCCUUAAAUUGAAUUUAAAUUGAACUGAAUUGAGAGAGACAGCGAGAGAGAGAGAGAGAGAGAGAGAGAGAGAGGAGAGAGAGAGAGAGAGGAGAGAGAGAGGAGAGAGAGGAGAGGAGAGAGAGGAGAGAGAGAGAGAGAGAGAGAGAGAGAGAGAGUCACCUUGAGAUUAACUUUAACUGUAAAAACACUGAAACUUGGUUUCCUAAAGUGUAACCUGCAGUGACUGAACCUACGGUAGCAGGGAGAGCUGCCAGUAGAGCUGGUGAUCUGAUGGCCUGCUCUCUCUGUCUCUGUAAUACUGUCAUUACAGAGACACCAUAAUCCUUCAUUUAAGAGUCUGAAUGAAAGACUGAAUUUGAAUAUUAGGGAACAUCGUGGCCUAGAAAGUUGAUCAUUUUUUAGUCAUCAUUGUGAGAGACUGCAAGGAGGGAGCAGUAUUAUGUGUCUUCAGUCAUCAUGUCGAUCUCAGUCUCUAUCUAUCUCUAUCUAUCUAUGACCACACACUGGCUAUAUUAAUGAUAAUUCAGGAUUUUUCCACAAGCUGCAUUUUUCCACAAGAUUGCGUUGGGAAACUAUCCUAGAGUUUUGACUCCCGAGGCUCUCCCAAACCCCCUGUGUGGCAUGGACCCAGUCAGCAGAAGUGUUUUGCUCAGUAAGGCCUUGCUAUAGUAAACUUUUCUCCAAAGCCUUGAUUCCUCCAGAGAGCCCAAAUGUCACGCUCUCUAUCUAUUGUAGAAAUAUAGUGCAUGAAAAGCCCAACCUCAUCCCAUGACACGUCAUUAUGGAUUUUCAGUUGUUUUUACUUCAGCCUGAGCAACAGCUUCAAUCCCCCAGUCCAGCAGCUAUAAUGGGAACCACAUCGUAGGAAUUCUGGGUUGGACAAGAUCGUUAGGACCGUGAAGUCAAUCGUGGUGAAUGACCUGUCUGCUCUGUAUGACUUCAUUUUCACUAUCGCUGUACAGAAUAAUAAUAAUAAUAUGCCAUUUAGCAGACGCUUUUAUCCAAAGCGACUUACAGUCAUGCGUGCAUACAUUUGUGUGUAUGGGUGGUCCCAGGGAUCGAACCCACUACCCUGGCGUUACAAGCGCCGUGCUCUACCAGCUGAGCUACAGAGGACCACAGAAUCACAGGGAGCGGGCCUGUGAAUGUAACGUUUUCAACAAACAACCUCGUAACACUUCGACUAAAACAUGCGGUCACCCCAAGAGGUUUAAGAUGUUAUAGGAUGGAGAUAAUCAUUGACAGUCAGGAUUCUGACAACCUUAUGGUUAAAGCGUGGCGACCAUGCAAUGUCAUAUUAGUUCUGGGUACAUUGAGCUGAGACAAACACAUUGGUUUGACAUGCCGAUGCGUUUUCAUAAAUGGAGCAUCUCAAACGAUUUAUCGGUCGAAAACAAACGUAAUUGUGCCUGGCUCAACUCACAACACCCCAGGACAUUUUAACAUUGGCAUCACCGUUGACGCAACACAGUCAACUUCUAAAUGCGUUCAUUUUGUUUUUUUACAAUGUGAGUGAACUAGUUUCUAUGUUCACAGACACAUUAUGGAGAUGGAGCAUGUUAUCCCAUUGUUAAAAAGCAGGCCAUCUCUCUAGUGUAGUUUAGCACAUUAUUGAUAUGUGAACUGUAUAAACAACUGGUGGGUAAAAAAUGUAAGGAAAAUAACUCCACAAACAAGGGCUCUGUUUACACAACACUGUUAGAUAUUCAAUCUCUUUAACUUCUCUGAGGAUUCUGGUCCACUUGGUAUUGGUUUGCUAACCUUUGUUUAAUCAGGUUAAAAACUAUUACACGAGGGAGACCUGAAAAGAAGCCAACUGACACAUACAGCAGGAAAUACUAAAUACUAAUGUUAUUGUAGUAGUUUAAAGGAUAAUACAAAUUGGUAACGUAAUUGGUUGGUGCGUGUGCCUUUGUGUUUGUGCGUGCUUGCAUGCGUGUCUGCAUCCCGUGCGUGUGGUGUGUGUGUGUGCGUGUGGUGUGUGUGUGUGCGUGUGGUGUGUGUGUGUGUGUGGUGUGUGUGUGUGUGUGUGGUGUGGUGUGUGUGUGUGCGUGUGGUGUGUGUGUGUGGUGUGGUGUGUGUGUGUGUGGUGUGGUGUGUGUGUGCGUGUGGUGUGUGUGUGUGUGUGUGUGGUGUGUGUGUGCGUGUGGUGUGGUGUGUGUGUGUGUGCGUGUGGUGUGUGUGCGUGUGGUGUGGUGUGUGUGUGUGUGUGCGUGUGGUGUGUGUUGGUGUUUGUGGUGUGUGUAUCCCUCCCUGCAGGAUCCCUCCCAACGUGCGUGACAUAGUGUACUGUACAGGAGUGUCUCUGAUGGAUGAGGACGUGUGGGAGUUUAUCUGGAUGAAGUUCCACUCCACCACAGCAAUCUCAGAGAAGAAGGUUCUCCUGGAGGCUCUCACCUGCAGCGACAAUGGCUUCCUGCUCAACCGGUGAGUCAUUGGAACUUCCUGCUCAACCGGUGAGUCAACCACUCACUAUAAUAGAACAUAACUUUAUUGAUCCCUCACAGGGAAAAAUAACUUUAUUGUUUUCUCUCAGGGAACAUUCACAACAGCUUUGUGCUCACUACAAUAUCUCAUACAAAUGUGGGAUCUUAAUUUGAGCCAGUUUGCUACACCUGGAAAAUAAUCCUGCAGCAACAGGAAAUGUGGAUUAUUAUAUUGAUUAUAAUUAAUGGGCAUUUUUGUCUGGGGUUGAUACAUUUUUCGUAAAGGGAAAAUCAAGUUGGAAAUUACAAACUUCAGAAGCCUUUUUAAACCUCAAAUACACAACAUGUGGGAAAAGUCAAGGGGUGUCUAUGAAUAUCCCUCAAUACAGCUACAGAUGUUGUGUUACACAGUGGGAUUCAAGUGUAUUUAAUUGUCAUUUUUGGUCAACGAUCUACACAAAAUCCUCGGUAAUGUCAAAGUGGAAGAAAAAAUGACACUUUAUUUUUUAUUUUUUAUGGAAAAUAAAACCCUUGAACUUUAAUACAGGUUAACACUGGGGACUAGAAUACUGGACUGUAGGCCUUGACCUUUAAUACAGGUUAACACUGGGGAUUAGAAUACUGUACUGUAGACCUUUAAUACAGGUUAACACUGGGGACUAGAAUACUGGACUGUAGGCCUUGACCUUUAAUACAGGUUAACACUGGGGACUAGAAUACUGUAUUGUAGGCCUUGACCUUUAAUACAGGUUAACACUGGGGAUUAGAAUACUGUACUGUAGACCUUCAAUACAGGUUAACACUGGGGACUAGAAUACUGUACUGUAGGCCUUGACCUUUAAUUCAGGUUAAAACUGGGGACUAGAAUACUGGACUGUAGGCCUUGACCCUUACAGGUUAACACUGGGGAUUAGAAUUCUGUACUGUAGGCCAUGACCUUUAAUACAGGUUAACACUGGGGACUAGAAUACUGAAAUUUAGGCCUUGACUUUCCAGAUUAAAGACCUCACCACGAAGACUCACCAAGCUAGUUACAGUGUGAGAUGUAGAAGGACAUUUAUGAUUUGAAGCGAGUCAAUCUGAAACAUACAUAAGUCUUGCUUUGCUCACCCAGUGCUCUGUCCACACUAGCAUAGCACUUCAGAAUCAAUGGAUUGGGCAUUCAAAGUGGUAUGCUAGUACGGACAUCACAACAUAUCAUAUUGGCACCUAGGUUUGAACAAGGCCCUCUCACACACAGUCCAACCCUCUAGUGUCCCCUAUAGGGGCCUGGGGGGCCAGCUGGAUGGUCACCAGAGAGGGGAUUGCGGUAAGCGUGACAUAUGGAUUUUCAGGAAGCAGGGUAGUUAGUAUGUAAAGUGGUUGUCAGGAAGAUGAGAGCAUAAUUCAGGGUUUAUGAUCCCUGCAAGUCUCAGUGAUCAAUCACUAAUCUAUCAGAAAUAAUCAAAAUGAUCGCCUGCCACAUGACAACAAUCAUAAAUCUGAUCAUAGGAAUGAUCCCGGCUGUCAAAUAACAGCUAUUAUCCGUGGGUUUAAAAACAUUUUUAUUAAACGUGUCUCUCUCAGUAUCUGUUUCUGCCCCCCUCUUGCCUGGCAGCUUGUGUCAUGUGGGACUAAUGAAGAUGCCUGGAGAGAAAACAGCAAUAGAACAGUGAUAAUACCCAGAAUCCUCAUUAGAAUAACUGUGUGUUUUUUGGAGAGGAGAGCCAACGAGGGGCAUUAGUUCACAGGCUGUGGAACAGAGAGUAGAGAAUCUAGAUGCAUCGUGCCAGACAGGCCAGGGAGACAGGAGGCAGGAGACACACCAACGAGCUCUGCAGCUAAUUAGAAUGAGUCACUGUCCUGGGGGAGGGCAUUGGCAUGGCUGGGGGAGUUAGGGGAGUGGGGAGCUUUUGCCAAGGCACACCCCUCACCCCUCUCCUAAUGUAUGUCAAGGCAGAAUAAAAUGCAAAAGAUGCCACACACAUGCCAAUAAAACGCCAAGGCACUCCCCUCACCCCGUCGCCAGUGUGUGUGUGUGUGUGUGUGUGUGUGUGUUUAUGUGUGUGCGUGCAUGUACGUGUGUGUGUUUGUGUGUGUGCGUGCGUGCAUGUACGUGCGCGUGUGUGUGUGUGUGUGUGUGUGUGUGUGGCACUUGCCAAGGCCCCCUGUCAUUGUGUGCCAGGCAGGCAGAAUAAAAAGCAGAGCAUGUGUAGCAGCUGUGAUCCUGUCCCACUGAGACCUGGGGAAAUAAUGUCUCUGUCACGCACCACAGGACCAGAGAGAAGCUACCUACCAGAGGAUGAAGCUGCUGGAGCUCUGGGGCUUAAUUGAACGGAGUCAAUCAUUUACUUUACAAUGUACAGAGGCUGCGUCACAAAUGGCACCCUAUUCCCUAGUUAGUAGAAGCAGGAAUGUAAGUCUCUCUCAGAAUCAAUGAGUUAAGGCUUUAAGGCACACUUGGAAUUUCACACCGCAUGCAAUACUGCAGGUUGAAAAUAAAACCGCCGCUGUCCGUGAUUAGAUCAGUGUGUGUGUGUGUGUGUGUGUGUGUGUGUGUGUGUGUGUGUGUGUGUGUGUGUGUGUGCUUGUGCCCGUGUGUGUGUGUGUGUGUGCUUGUGCCCGUGUGUGUGUGUGUGUGUGUGUGUGUGUGUGCUUGUGCCCGUGUAAGUGUGUGUGUGUGUGUGUGUGUGUGUGUGUGUGUGUGUGUGUGUGUGUGUGUGUGUGCUUGUGCCCGUGUGUGUCCGCCAUAUAUGUGUGUGUGUGUCUGUGCCUGUUGGCGUGUGUGUAGGGGGUUAUCUUAGGCACAUACGUGAUACUCCAUCUACAGACAAGAAAACUAGACAGGAUGGACAAGAUACACCUUCCAGCACCCCGCUCAGCUCUGGGGCUCUGGGGCUGGAAUAGAUGGGGCCCUGCAUUUAGUAUUGAUUUCUGUCUCCUCUGCACCCUUGGACUAAAUUGUAUCCCUCACCUCAAUGUUUUUAUUAAUGCGUGUUGUGAUCUCAGCGCCAGAUAAACCCUGCCUCCCCUGAUACGCCACGUUCAGCCUGCUCUAAUAAUGAGGUCAUCUCAUCACAGCUCCGGUGGCGACCUUUUUAACACUCCCAGAAGACACAAGGGCGUAAUAAUUUCCUGUGUGUGGGGGGCCAUUUUUAUUUUCUGAAGUCCAACCGGUUGGUCGGUUUGGUCGGUCGGAAGGGAAAUAGGUUGUGGUGUAGUGGUGUGUGAGCUGCUGGGGGGUUUGGGGAUGGUGUUGCUGAAAAUCAGUGUUUAGAAACGUAGGCGUUAGAACAGGGAAAUGUGUUCCAUCUCCACAGGGGGUGUUGUGUGUUGUGUGUCAUUCACUCAUAAUAGCUGUGAGAUCAGGAAACAGAGUAGAACGAUAACUGUCCUCAACGGCUGACCAGGAGGAUACAGGAGUCCCAUCUCCCAAACGGCUGACCAGGAGGAUACAGGAGUCCCAUCUCCCAAACGGCUGACCAGGAGGAUCCAGGAGUCCCAUCUCCCAAACGGAUGACCAGGAGGAUACAGGAGUCCCAUCUCCCAAACGGCUGACCAGGAGGAUACAGGAGUCCCAUCUCCCAAACGGCUGACCAGGAGGAUACAGGAGUCCCAUCUCCCAAACGGCUGACCAGGAGGAUACAGGAGUCCCAUCUCCCAAAUGGCUGUAAAAGCGGAUGAAAGCGGGAACUGAUAACUGACUAAAUUGUAUGCACUCGCUACUGUAAGUGGCUCUGGAUAAGAGCGUCUGCUAAAUGACUAAAAUGUAAAUGUAGGAUGAUGACUGAGCAUCCGCUGUGAGUGUGAAUCACAACAAUUAAGAGUAGAAUACAGAUCCCUUAUCAAGAGACGUCAAAACAAGGUGUAUUCUACACUGAAUACAUAUCAAGGGACGUCAAAACGAGGUGUAUUCUACACUGAAUACAUAUCAAGGGACGUCAAAACGAGGUGUAUUCUACACUGAAUACAUAUCAAGAGAUGUCAAAACAAGGUGUAUUCUACACUGAAUACAUAUCAAGGGACGUCAAAACGAGGUGUAUUCUACACUGAAUACAUAUCAAGAGAUGUCAAAACAAGGUGUAUUCUACACUGAAUACAUAUCAAGAGAUGUCAAAACGAGGUGUAUUCUACACUGAAUACAUAUCAAGAGAUGUCAAAACGAGGUGUAUUCUGCACUGAAUACAUAUCAAGAGAUGUCAAAACAAGGUGUAUUCUACAUUGAAUACAUAUCAAGAGAUGUCAAAACAAGGUGUAUUCUACACUGAAUACAUAUCAAGAGAUGUCAAAACAAGGUCUAUUCUACAUUGAAUACAUAUCAAGAGAUGUCAAAACGAGGUGUAUUCUACACUGAAUACAUAUCAAGAGAUGUCAAAACGAGGUGUAUUCUGCAUUACAUUUUAGUCAUUUAGCAGACGCUCUUAUCUAGAGCGACUUACAGUUAGUGAAUACAUUUUUUUUUUAUACUGGCCCCCCGUGGGAAUCAAACCCACAACCCUGGCGUUGCAAACACCAUGCUCUAUCAACUGAGCUACAUCCCUGCCGGCCAUUCCCUCCCCUACCCUGGGCCAAUUGUGCGCCGCCCAUGAGUCUCCUGGCCGCGGCCGGUUGCGACAGAGCCUGGAUUCGAACCAGGAUCUUUAGUGGCACAGUUAGCACUGCGAUAGACCACUGCGCCACUCAGGAGUAUUCUACACUGAAUUACAUUUUACAUUUUUACAUUUUAGUCAUUUAGCAGACGCUCUUAUCCAGAGCGACUUACAGUUAGUGAAUACAUAUAUAUAUAUUUUUUUUUUUCUUCAUACUGGUCCCCCAUGGGAAUCGAACCCACAACCCUGGCGUUGCAAACGCCAUGCUCUAUCAACUGAGCUACAUCCCUGCCGGCCAUUCCCUCCCCUACCCUGGACAACGCUAGGCCAAUUGUGCGCUGUCCAUGAGUCUCCCGGUCACGGCCAGCUGCGACAGAGCCUGGAUUCAAACCAGGAUCUCUAGUGGCACAGCUAGCACUGCGAUGCAGUGCCUUAGACCACUGCGCCACUCAGGAGACUAAAGUAAUCUGACUUUUUCUGAAUACAUUGCUAUUUGCUGUGUGUAUUCAUUCUUAGGAGUUAUCUGGUCACUGAGCAUUAGCUUGAUUAAAACUGAAGACUGGAGCGCUCAAAUACAGUAUGUUGAGUGCUUGAAUACUGAGGCAACGCUCUUCCUCUUAACAAAUGUCUUGGUGUUUUUAGAAAUCCGUUGCACAGCCCCAUUUUGGUUGAGGUAUAAACUUAAUCAACAUAUCAGUUCAAGAACACAGUGUAAUGGUGAAGAGAGACAGGAGAUAGUUCAGAACAAAAGACGUGUGGGUUCCUGGAGACCACGGUGCUGCAGUUAGCCUCCCUGCAUGCAACUGCAAAUUGGAAACGUAUAUACCGUGGCGGUGUCUUUUUCUGUAAUAUCAUUGUUGUUGCCUGCUUGACAUUUUAAUCUCGUUUGCAUUACCGGCUAUAUCUACAUUUGUUAUGGUCUCAUCAGAUUCAUACUUUCUGAGGCUGCUGAUACAUGGUAUUAAAACUGUAUUUUGGUCAUUGGAUUUCAACGUUCUCCUCCAGACUGAGUCAGCCUUAAUGCGUUUCCAUUUCAACGUUCUCCCCCGGACUGAGUCAGCCUUAAUGUGUUUCUUUAUUUCCUAGUUUAAUAGUAGAAGUGGUUCACUUGACUUCACAGAGGCACCUCAGCCGGGCCGGGACUCUUGUUUUCACCCUGGAUGUUGAUACUGAUGAUGAAAGCUCUAUUGCCCCAAUGUGUCUAUUGUGACUGCUGGAAUGAAAUACAUCAUCUAUGUUAUACAUUCACUGCCAGAAGACAUUAUCAGUCAGAUUUCUCCUGGACUACAGCACCCAAAGACUUUAUCAGUCAGAUUACUCCUGGACUACAGCACCCAAAGACUUUAUCAGCCAGAUUACUGCUGGACUACAGCACCAAAGACUUUAUCAGUCAGAUUAUCUGCUGCGACUAACAGCACCAAAGACUUUAUCAGUCAGAUUACUGCUGGACUACAGAACCCAAAGACUUUAUCAAGUCAGAUUACUGCUGGACUACAGCACCCAAGACUUUGAUCAGUCAGAUUACUGCUGGACUACAGCACCCACAGACUUUAUCAGUCAGAUUUACUCCUGGGACUACAAGCAACCCAAAGACUUUAUCCCCCAGUCAGAUUUACUGCUGGACUACCCGCACCACAAAGACCGUUAUCAGUCAGAGUUACUGCUGGACUACAGCACCCAAAGACUUUUAUCAGUCAGAAGUACUGCGGACUACAGCAACACAAAGACUUAUCAGUCAGAUUAAUGCUGGACUACAGCACCCCAAGAACGGUCCAAUUAAUCAGUCAGGAUUUACUGCUGGACUACAGCACCCAAAGACUUUAUCAGUCAGAUUACUGCUGGACUACAGGCACCCAAAGACUUUCUCAGUCAGAUUAUACUGCUGGAACUACCGCACCCAAAGGACGUUAUCAGUUCAGAUUAACUGCUGACUACCGCACCCAAAGACCUUAUCAGUCCCGAUUACUGCUGGACUACAGCACCAAAGGACUUUAUCAGUCAGAUUACUCCUGGACUACAGCCACCCAAAGACUUUAUCAGUCAGAUUACUGCUGGGCACCCAAACUUUAUCAGUCAGAUUACUGCGGCGACUACAGCACCCAAAGGACUUUAUCAGUCAGAUUACUGCUGGACUACCAGCACCCAAAGACGUUAUCAGUCAGAUUCUGCUGUGACUACAGCACCCAAAGACUUUAUCAGUCAGAUUACUCCUGGACUACAGCACCCAAAGACUUUAUCAGUCAGAUUACUGCUGGACUACAGCACCCAAAGCCUUUAUCAGUCAGAUUACUGCUGGACUACAGCACCCAAAGACUUUAUCAGUCAGAUUACUGCUGGACUACAGCACCCAAAGACUUUAUCAGUCAGAUUACUGCUGGACUACAGCACCCAAAGACUUUAUCAGUCAGAUUACUGCUGGACUACAGCACCCAAAGACUUAUCAGUCAGAUUACUGCUGGACUACAGCACCCAAAGACUUUAUCAGUCAGAUUACUGCUGGACUACAGCACCCAAAGACUUUAUCAGUCAGAUUACUGCUGGACUACAGCACCCAAAGACUUUAUCAGUCAGAUUACUGCUGGACUACAGCACCCAAAGACUUUAUCAGUCAGAUUACUCCUGGACUACAGCACCCAAAGACUUUAUCAGUCAGAUUACUGCUGGACUACAGCACCCAAAGCCUUUAUCAGUCAGAUUACUGCUGGACUACAGCACCCAAAGACUUUAUCAGUCAGAUUACUCCUGGACUACAGCACCCAAAGACUUUAUCAGUCAGAUUACUGCUGGACUACAGCACCCAAAGACUUUAUCAGUCAGAUUACUGCUGGACUACAGCACCCAAAGACUUUAUCAGUCAGAUUACUCCUGGACUACAGCACCCAAGACUUUAUCAGUCAGAUUACUGCUGGACUACAGCACCCAAAGCCUUUAUCAGUCAGAUUACUGCUGGACUACAGCACCCAAAGACUUUAUCAGUCAGAUUACUGCUGGACUACAGCACCCAAAGACUUUAUCAGUCAGAUUACUGCUGGACUACAGCACCCAAAGACUUUAUCAGUCAGAUUUACUGCUGGACUACAGCACCCAAAAACUUUAUCAGUCAGAUUACUGCUGGACUACAGCACCCAAAGACUUUAUCAGUCAGAUUACUGCUGGACUACAGCACCCAAAUACUUUAUCAGUCAGAUUACUGCUGGACUACAGCACCCAAAGACUACUUCAAACUUCUGAAUUUAUUAAGAGUUGAGCAUGUCUUAUUGUGCUUUUUGCACUCACACCGGUUGUACCUUUGUAAGGAUGAUUCCCUAAAUAAAUAGUUCGCUGUAUGAGGACGAUCCUGUACACUCUUUUAGACACAGUUCUUCUUCUUCUUCUUCUUCUUCUUCUUCUUCUUCUUCUUCUUCUUCUUCUUCUUCCUCCUCCUCCUCCUCCAGGCUGCUGAAUCUAUCUCUGAGCUCAGAUUUGGUCCCAGAUCAAGAUGUCAUCGAUGUCAUUAUUCACGUGGGACGGAACCCGCAUGGAAGACACUUAGCCUGGAGGUACUUCAGGGAGAAGUGGGACAUCUUGAAUUCACGGUAAGUGAUUCAAUUCCUCAGAGACUGUUAUGAUGAGUUUCUAGGUUAUCAAAGUGAUUACGAAUGUAAGGAUGUACUUAGACACUUUUGAUGGGGAGUUCAUAUAAGAUAUUUUAAUAUGGUACCAUGGUUAGUUAUAACAGAAUAGGGACAUGGCCCUGCCUCUCCCAACUUCCUAACUCCAGAACAAAGAUCCACUCUCUCUACAUAUACACUCUGUUACAAGUCUCUCCACGAACAUCUGGUAAUCCUCAUGGGCACUCCUAUUCUUUGAAGUUAUGACUCUUUACCCCAAGUCAGUAUAUCCUGUCCAUCAAUUAUUCUAAGAUCAACCUCAGUAAUCUCCUUUGAACAUAACGGAAUGUAGACUCCGUGGCCCCCAUUGCCAAUUAUCUAGUGACUCCAACCCGGUCCCCACGAUACUAUGAUAUGACAUCAUAACACUAUAAAAAAAACUCAUAUCAGAGACUGUAAUAUGUGUGACUUGUGUACUAACGUUCCUGUGUUUUCCAAGGACAGUACCGUACUUGUGAAUUGUGUCGUUUAUAAUUAAAAUGAUUGUGUUGUGAUUUCAGUUGUGGUUUCAGACGAUGCAUACUUGAUUCAAACUAGAUUCUAGAUACUGUAGAAGUGAAUGGAAUUAAACUUUUGUUUGUUGAUCUGCCCCAGAGCUCUUUGAAAGGUGUUCAGGGAAGCCUGAAUAGAACAACAGCGUUUGUAAAAAACCUUUUCUUCUCACUGCUCUCCUUGUUUAGCUACGGGGAGGCCCUAUUCAUGAAUUCAAAGCUAAUCAGUGGGGUGACUGAAUUCCUAAACACAGAGACAGAGCUGAACGAGGUACGUUUAUUUAAGGUUCACUCAGGUAUCCCAGUCUUCUGUAUUAAAUGUUACAUUUAAAUUACAUUGUAAAUUACAGUAUAACAAAUGUGAAAGAAAGCUGAAUAUAUUCAAACGUAUGGAUUUUGUCAUUUAAAAAGCAUAGUUUACUGUAUGAUAAUUACAGGUAUAUGCAAUACUCUUACUAAUCAGUCCUGCUUUGUUAAAUUGUCUUAACAUUGAUUUGAUGGAGACAGUCUGGUCUACAUUCAAUUCCAACGAUUUCUAAGAAGCAUAGCAUUUAUUUCUCAACCCCAAAGUAAUAGUAUUUUUAAAGUAAUUGUGUUUUUCUCACUGAUCAGUGGGCAUCAGAACCAGUCCAGUAAUCCCACUGACAGAACCAUAGAGAAGAGACCAAAACCUUAAAGGGAUGUUUAUGCUGUACGAGUUUCUUGUUAUUUGUUCCCUGGGGGCCGCUAAUUGGCUAAAAAAAGCUUCACUGAGUUUUUCUGAAGUUCUGAACUUUAAAGAAACUUCACUGCCCCUGUAUGUUUUUGUGUCUGGGAGUAAUUCAAAACACCCAUAUGCAUAUUAGAGUUUAUGCAGACUCAUAGACCUAUAUAUGAGCCCGAGCCCGAAAAAAAGAACCUGAAUUAAAAAAUGUGCCGUUAUACAAUACCUAGUCUACUGCAUAUUACACAAGGCAGAAAAACAAUUUAAUAAAUACUGAUUUAAGAUGUCUUUGGUACAUAAUAGGUCUAGCCUAAAUGAAACAAAUUCAGAGUAAUCCUACAAUUAUAGUGAAUUUUGUAUUUGAUUUUGAAUAGCCUAGUAAUAGGGCAUUCUUUAUAUUUUCUUAAUUAAUAGGCUGACACAUUACUUUUACCUACAGAAUAUCUCACCUAACAUGCGUUUCCACCUCCUCCCCUCUCGCCUUGGUUCUUUUCUCCAGCGCGCAGAGAGAAGGGCUGUCAACAGUUUAAUGAAAUAAUAUGUUUUGUUGUGAAGACAUGUUAUCGAUGUUCCCAAACAGAUUUCACUUGGUUUCUCAAAUUAAUCACUGGGUAGCUGCAGGAACAGGGUUGGAGAGCCCGUGGCACACAGGGUUGGGUAGCUGGAGGAACAGGGUUGGAGAGCCCGUGGCACACAGGGUACUGGGUAGCUGGAGGAACAGGGUUGGAGAGCCCGUGGCACACAGGGUUUUGGUGAAAUAACCAGAGUAGCCUACCAGACAUGAGUGAAAAAGGAACCAGCAGGAAAGUGUCCUCCAUGCGCUAUUUCACACGGAUGACACGUAUUAUUUAUCUUCCCCCUGUUCCUGCCCAUCUGAUAAUGGGCCAUUCUAAAUCGAAACAAAUUUUACAUAUUAGUAAAGACAAUAUUAAAUUGAGAAUAGUCUGAUGGGUGAAAAUAUAUCAUUAAUGUCAAGGUCAGAAUACGGCGUAUCAUGGCCUCCCGAGUUGCGCAGCGGUCUAAGGCACUGCAUCGCAGUGCUAGAGGCGUCACUACAGACCCGGGUUCGAUCACGGGCUGUGUCACAACCGGCCGUGAUCGGGAGUCCCAUAGGGCGGCGCAACAAUUGGCCCAGCGUUGUGAGGGUUUGGCCGCGGGGGCUUUACUUGGCUCAUCGCGCUCCUUGUGCCGGGCCGGGCGCAUGCAGGCUGACCACGGUCGUCAGGGGAACGGUGUUUCCUCCGACACAUUGGUGCAGCUGGCUUCCGGGUAAAGCGGGCGGGUGUUAAGAUGCGCAGUUUGGCGGGUCAUGUUUCGGAGGACGCAUGACUCGACCUUCGCCUCCCGAGACUGUUCUGGAGUUGUAGCGAUGAGACAAGAUUGAAAUUGGGGAGAAAAAUUGGGGGUAAAAUUUUACAAAUGUAAAAAAGAGUACAGGUGUAUCUGAAGACAUCUCAAUUACUUUAAUCUCCACCCCAAACGCGUACCUUUUUGUGAUGCAUAAGUUCAAGGUCAGAAUACACGCAGAGAGAAAAGCACAUAAAAAGGAAAUAAAGUUUAAUUUACGUGACUCAGGUCUGAAUUCCCCCCUACAGCUUUGUUGCCUGGAUACCCUCAUGUACCUGACUCUGUUGCCUGGAUACCCUCAUGUACCUGACUCUGUGCUUGUGUCUGUCUGUUACCUUCUUCAGCUGAAGGAGUUCAUCCAGAUCAGUGGAGGUGGGGCGGGGCCAGCGUUGUCCCGGGCCGUGGAGAUCGUGGAGGCCAACGUGAGAUGGCACAGUCUCUACGAACGCCAGAUCUUCCAGUGGCUAAGGAAGUCUCCCAACGGUUAA
Molecule: messenger RNA, 29995 nt
Organism: Coregonus sp. 'balchen'
Lineage: Eukaryota; Metazoa; Chordata; Actinopteri; Salmoniformes; Salmonidae
Source: the annotation of a GenBank genome assembly